This is a messenger RNA of Fopius arisanus, 1271 nucleotides long. RefSeq lists its product as uncharacterized. The record is from RefSeq and is a predicted model, not a curated record. Gene Ontology annotation, biological process: sleep; regulation of synaptic transmission, cholinergic; positive regulation of voltage-gated potassium channel activity. NCBI's taxonomy places the organism in Eukaryota, Metazoa, Arthropoda, Insecta, Hymenoptera, Braconidae.
GAGAAGCUCUAGAAUGUUACGAGUGCGUGUCACAUGCCCUGGCCGAUGACAGGUGCAAGGGUGAUUUCAUAACGCAAAAGGGUGACAAGGAUGUGGUUAAUUGUUCACAAUCUGUACUGAAUAAGUGGCACAACAAGAUGAUUCAUAAUACAGAGUUGUAUGGUUUGGCUUCAGUCUUCGAAGUUGCACCGAGCACGUACCCAUCGCCAGACCUGGAGCAAUUCUCCUGCCUCAAGCUCGAACUCAAAGUGAACAACGAGGUGAAGACCAUGAGGACCUGCCAGUCGAAAAAGACAGCGGUUCUGGAUCCGUGCAAAAAGGUGGAGCAAGUUGCAAUGAAUAUUCCUGAAAAAGCAAUAUCGGUGGAAUUCUGCGGCCUCUGCAGCAAGGACAAGUGCAAUGGCACAGGCACCACUUCAUCCACCUAUCUAGCGACCUUCCUCUCCCUCGUCGUCACCCUGAGUCUCAUGAGCUAUCUCCACCGAGCUGUCUAACAAAUGCCCAAAAAAAUAUGACAGCACGAGGAAGUCUCGAUAUAUAAAAAAUAAGAAGAGCGCUAUCUGCCCACUCGUUGACAUCACACAUCAAAGCUUCGUAAUUAUUAAUUAUCUCAUAAUUUUUAUUUCACCAUUUGACGAGAUUAAAUAGUGUCAAUCGAAUUACACACAAUUACAUAGAAUAUCUUCCUUCAUCAUGAGUUGGAUUUUCCAAUUGCCAUAGUAUUUGCGUAUUUACGGGAAAUAUUCGCUGUCUUCAGUCAUAAAUUGGCAAUGACGAUACAUAAUCCUGCGAAGCAACAAUCUAAUUGUUUAACAAAGUAAAUUUGGAGAUAUGUAUUGGGAAGAAUGAGAGAGUAGUUAGAUGGAAAAUUGAUGGAUUCAACUGACGAUAUUUAUUGGGUUUCAAUCAUUUGAAUUUUGUUGAUGAUAAGGGGUUUGUAAUUAUUUGAAGGUUGAAAAUAAUUAUGAAUACUUAUGAUUGAUGAUUUUUUCAUUCAAUGAUGCCUGGAGUAAGGUAGGGUUUAUACGUUUUUUUUUUAUCGUAAUGACGUAAGUUUGAUUAAUUUCCUAAGACGUUUACCAUUUUUUAUUACAAAAGGGAGAAUAUUUGGGAGUGAGUAGGGCGUAAGGGAUUCGAACAAUCUCGGAGCUAAAAAUUUCUGUGAAUUUCACCUAGUGGCCUGUAAUUCAUGUUUUUUAUUCGAUUAGUUAUUCCACAUAAUUACGAAUGAAUUGCGUGCCUCGACGAUGCCUAGACCGCCUAAAAAAAAA